GUUAUAUUGUGUUCAUGGUAUAACCUAAAAAAAUUAUACUUUUAUUUCAUUUGCGUUCAGUCAUUUUAUUCAUUUCGGUAUUUAUUAUUUAGUGGUGUACUUUUUUUUUUUUAAAUAUCUAUUCCGUUCAUACUUCAUCCAUAUUAAUCCAUUUACAGGUAAUUUUUAUUUAUAAUUUAAAUGUUUAAAUAUAAUUUCCAUUUUCUUUUUCUCAUAUUAUUUCUUAGAAUAUAUAAUUCCAUAACAUCCAAUGUGAUAGACUUCAAUUAUUAUUGACUAAAUUAAUUGUGAUAUAUCUAUGUGUACUAAUACAUUAAGUAUUAGUAAUUUUUUCAAUUUUAUUGAUCCAUUAAUUGUAUAAACUUUUAUUUCAGAUACUUAAUAAUGGCUCCUCGUUACGAGCUAGCAGUCGGCCUGAGAAAAGGUCACAAGACUACUAAAAUCGAGAGGGUUGGUAAAGUCAGUGGUACAGAACUGGUUGCUAAAAGUGAGAAACUCAGACAAGCCCGCACUAAAGGUGUAAGUAACAAUAGUAUAAUAUAUUUUCCAGAUAUCACGGAGCAGGUUUUAGGCAUAAAUAAAGUCUGAUAAUGUUAGUCAAUAAUUAGUUGUUGAAUAUGGCGUUGUCUAAUUUGUCACGAAUUUGUUUCCGGGUAAUUCAGCUAGUACAAUAUAUAUUUAAAAUGUUUAAUGGGCUGAAAAUUAAACAUAAAAAUAUUUUAAAUUCAAUUAUUUAGUUUAAUUUUUUGUGUUUAGCGUUUGACCAAGCACAACAAAUUCAUCAGAGAUAUUGUCAGGGAAGUUAUGGGCCAUGCACCAUUUGAAAAGCGAGCCAUGGAAUUAUUGAAGGUUUCGAAAGACAAGCGUGCAUUGAAGUUCUUGAAAAGACGAGUAAGUUUAUAUGUUUGAUUAUGUAACUACCUACUAACUUUUGUUAUGUUACUAUUUUAUUUUUGUUGUUUAAUUGAAUAUAACAUUGGAGAUGUGUCUUAGGUAUUUAGCUAAUGAGUAAUACCUGGGUACUCAAUAACAUUCAGUACCCGAUUGUAUGUAAAAUUUAAAUAUUACUCGGCCAAUACUUGUUAUCGAAUUUGAAUGUAAAUUAUUCCACAUAGUUUGAUCUGUUAAUAACCAAGAACAUCUUCAAUGUUUUAAAGAGGGAAAAUAUUAAUAUGUUAAAAAAUGAUUUUAUGGCCUGUGGUGUAGAUUAAGAAAUUGUAAUGUAAAAGGUGAUGGUGAAAGAAAAUAAUAGAGUAGCCAACACCACAUACUAGGUGAUCCAUAUAAGUGGGGACAUUAGUUAUCUCUUAAAGUAUUAAAUUUUUCUGAAAUUUGUUAUCUAGAAUAUUUAAGAAUCAAGCUGCUCUAAAAUUUUAUGUUCAUGUUAUUUUCGUCCCUUAACCUGACUCUUAUUUUUAGGGGUAAACCACUACCUACUUUUGAUAACGAAGACCUAUAUUAUUAAUUCCAAAAAUGACAAGAGUAUUAGUUAUAAUAAAUUUUAGUGUUCAAAUUUUAUGACUUCUGUCAAUUUGUUAACAAGAUAUUCCACUUUUAAGUUAAGGUUGGGGGAGAGUAGUGGAGUAUUAUUGGUGUGGCAGUACGACACACAAUGUGUUAAUAAUGCAGCACUAUUCUCCUCCAACACUCAAAUUUAUUUUAACUUAUACUCAGUUUAUUUAUGGAAUUUUUAAUAUAGGUUGCUGUUUGAAAAUUAAAAUUAAGAAGUGGUUUUACCCCCCAAAAAAGGGGAAACAAAAAUUAACACAAAUAUAGAAUUGUAGUGCAGCUUGUUCUUUAAAUGUUUUUCUUGAAAAUAAAUUCUGUAAAAAGUUAAUACUUUCUGAGAUGAUGAGUGUACCGACUUAAAUGAACCACCUGGUAUAAAAUAUAGGCUUUAAAUCAAAUUUCAAUGGAUAGAGUCACUUUGUCCAUGUUAACAAUAAGUUACCCAAUGUGUGGUUUAUACUAUGUAUUAUGUAUAUGUAUAUAUAUCCUAACAUUGAAUGUAUUCAUUGAAUAUAAUGUUAGAUUUUUUGUCAUACUUAAAUAUUUAUUUAUUUUAGUUGGGAACACACAUCAGAGCCAAGAGGAAGCGUGAAGAACUUAGCAACAUUUUAUUGCAAAUGAGAAAAGCUCAAGCUACUCACACAAAAUAAUUUUGAAGCUAUUAUUUUAUCUUUAUUUAAAAUAUAAUAAAAUAUUGACUGCUGAGAUGUUUGUGUUUUUCUAUUGAAGAUACAAUUUAUUUAUUGUAUAGUCAA
Molecule: messenger RNA, 2264 nt
Organism: Cinara cedri
Lineage: Eukaryota; Metazoa; Arthropoda; Insecta; Hemiptera; Aphididae
Source: the annotation of a GenBank genome assembly